UAUAUAUAAACCCAUACCAAAUCAACCUUUGUUCAACAAGUUUAUAGGGUUAGUGAAGGAAGCUACUAGAACUAGCUCAGCAUCUACGAUGAGGAAGUGGACGAUUCCUUCCGCUCUUCUUCUCCUCUGCCUUCUCUGUCUUCUCCCAGAUCAAGGUAGUAAAAUACACGUAAAUGCGGAGGACAACUCCGAUGAGCUUGUAGAUCCACCUAAGGUCGAAGACAAAAUCGGCGCCGUUCCAAAUGGUUUAUCUACUGACUCCGACGUCGUUAAGAGGGAGGCGGAGUCAAUUUCAAGGAGAUCUCUUCGCAACACUGCGGAGAAGUUUGAGUUCCAGGCGGAGGUGUCUAGACUCAUGGAUAUCAUUAUCAACUCCCUUUAUAGCAACAAAGACAUUUUCUUGAGGGAAUUGAUCUCCAAUGCUUCUGAUGCACUGGACAAGAUUAGAUUCCUUUCCCUUACAGACAAGGAAAUUUUGGGCGAAGGUGAUAACGCUAAGCUUGAGAUCCUGAUUAAAUUAGACAAAGAGAAGAAAAUCCUUUCAAUUCGUGACAGAGGUAUAGGCAUGACAAAGGAGGAUUUGAUUAAGAACCUGGGUACUAUAGCAAAAUCUGGAACAUCAGCAUUCGUUGAGAAGAUGCAGACCAGUGGAGAUCUCAAUCUCAUUGGUCAAUUUGGAGUGGGGUUCUACUCUGUAUAUCUUGUUGCGGACUAUGUUGAAGUAAUUAGUAAGAACAAUGACGACAAGCAGUACGUUUGGGAGUCAAAGGCUGAUGGUGCAUUUGCUGUUUCUGAAGAUACAUGGAACGAGCCACUAGGACGUGGAACUGAGAUUAGAUUGCACCUUAGAGAAGAAGCUGGGGAGUACUUGGAAGAGAGCAAGCUAAAGGACUUGGUAAAAAGGUAUUCUGAAUUCAUCAACUUCCCCAUCUAUCUUUGGGCGAGCAAGGAGGUUGAUGUAGAGGUUCCUGCUGAAGAAGAUGACACUAGCGAGGAAGAGGAAUCAACUGAAACUAAAACUUCUGAGGAAGAAGAGGAGGAUGCUGAGAAAACUGAAGGUGAAGACUCUGAGAAAAAAUCGAAGACAAAGAAGGUGAAGGAAACAACUUAUGAAUGGGAACUUUUGAAUGAUGUUAAAGCUAUUUGGCUGCGGAAUCCAAAGGAGGUGACAGAAGAAGAGUACACCAAAUUCUACCACUCUCUUGCUAAGGAUUUCAGUGAUGAUAAGCCUUUAUCAUGGAGUCAUUUUACCGCUGAAGGUGAUGUGGAGUUCAAGGCUGUGUUGUUUGUGCCCCCUAAAGCUCCUCAUGAUCUUUAUGAGAGUUACUAUAACGCCAACAAAUCCAACUUGAAGUUAUAUGUCAGAAGGGUUUUCAUCUCAGAUGAAUUUGAUGAGCUUUUGCCAAAAUACCUGAACUUUUUAAUGGGUCUUGUUGAUUCUGACACUCUGCCACUCAAUGUGUCAAGAGAGAUGCUUCAACAGCACAGCAGUUUGAAAACUAUCAAGAAGAAGCUCAUUCGCAAGGCACUUGAUAUGAUUCGUAAGCUUGCUGAAGAAGAUCCUGAUGAGUCCAGCUACAAAGAGAAGAAAGACGUUGAAAAUUCCGGCGAUGAUGAGGUGAAGAGAGGUCAGUACACAAAAUUCUGGAAUGAAUUUGGAAAGUCUAUCAAAUUAGGUAUCAUUGAGGAUGCCACUAACAGAAAUCGUUUGGCUAAACUUCUAAGAUUUGAGAGCUCCAAGUCUGAUGGCAAAUUGACAUCAUUGGAUCAGUACAUUUCAAGAAUGAAAUCAGGACAAAAGGAUAUAUUCUACAUUACUGGAACCAGCAAAGAGCAAUUGGAGAAAUCUCCUUUCCUUGAGCGUCUUAAAAAGAAGAAUUUUGAGGUUGUUUUCUUCACAGAUCCUGUUGAUGAAUACCUGAUGCAAUACCUGAUGGAUUACGAAGACAAAAAGUUCCAGAAUGUGUCUAAGGAGGGACUGAAACUUGGCAAAGACUCAAAAGACAAGGAGUUUAAGGAGUCAUUUAAGGAGCUCACGAAGUGGUGGAAGAGUGCUCUUGCCAGUGACAAUGUGGAUGAUGUGAAGGUGUCCAACCGUUUGGAUGACACUCCUUGCGUUGUUGUGACCUCCAAGUAUGGUUGGAGUGCAAAUAUGGAGAAGAUUAUGCAGUCUCAGACUCUAUCUGAUGCUAGCAAACAAGCAUAUAUGCGUGGGAAGAGGGUGCUCGAAAUCAACCCGAGGCACCCAAUCAUCAAGGAGCUCCGAGAGAGAGUUGUUCAGAACCCAGAGGAUGAGAACGUGAAGCAAACAGCACAACUCAUGUACCAGACUGCACUCGUGGAGAGUGGCUUCAACCUUCCUGACCCCAAGGACUUUGCAUCUCGAAUCUACAAUUCUGUAAAGUCCAACCUGAAAAUCAAUCCUGAUGCAACCAUCGAGGAGGAAGAUGAUGCCGAAGAGGUUGAGGCAGAAAGUACCAAGGAGGCUGCUGCUCCGCCGAAGGCCGAAAAUGAUGAUGAUGAUGCAGGAGCUGUCAAGGACGAAUUGUAGAUUGCCUGUAGGGCAGCCUAGUCUUUUUAAUUUUAUUUAAAGGGGCCUUAUUAAGAUUUUAUCUUUCAUGUUUCAGUCUCUGAUAGAAACUAAAAUUACUGCAUCUUGCUUAUAAUGUGCUUGCGAAAGAAGACCUUAGAUGAUAGACUUUUACUGUAAUCAUAAUGCCAGGAAUUUUGCCUUAUCAAUUAAUGUUAUCAAUUUUCAGUCU
Humulus lupulus (European hop) is the source of this 2762-nucleotide messenger RNA. Its product is annotated as endoplasmin homolog. NCBI's taxonomy places the organism in Eukaryota, Viridiplantae, Streptophyta, Magnoliopsida, Rosales, Cannabaceae. The transcript is spliced from 15 exons. The record is from RefSeq and is a predicted model, not a curated record. Bases 89 to 2551 code for a protein of 820 amino acids. Gene Ontology annotation, biological process: protein folding. Gene Ontology annotation, molecular function: ATP binding; ATP hydrolysis activity; ATP-dependent protein folding chaperone.